UGCAAAUGGCGUACGACGGUGGGCUGUAGUGAAUUUUUCCUCGUCACCGAUUUCUCGUGCUUUGCGAUAGUUUGCGCGAUGUUUUGGCGGCCGAUCGGUGCGUGAAACUGUGGUGCGUUCGAUGCCGCAGCUCGGUACGCUGGAGUACGCCGAGUUGGAUGCGGUUCUGUGCGGAAAUAGGCUAGUGCAUCUUUUUACCCAAAACCGACCUGCUGCUGCUGCUACGGCUGCUGCUGCUCCGUGCAGCUGAAGCGCUGUGCCCUUCUGUGCUCUGUGCCGCAGCAGCUCGAGCUCGAGAGCGUUUGGGAAGCGAGCAGCGGUGGUGCGUCGUGCGCAUCAAAACAAUCCGUGACGCGUGUGUGUGAUCCCGCUUUUGGGGUUGGGGUGGGGUGGUUUGUGUGUGUGUUUUUUUUUUUGUUUUGCCUAUCGUUGUGUGUUGUUGCUGGUGGAUAGUUUGCGUUAGCUGCGCAGUAAACAGAUGCAUACGGACCGUUGGCGGGGGUGCAGCCACAGCAGCAGGUAGUUUUUGUUGUUGUUGCCGUUGGCCACUUCCACGCAAGAGUGCCAUAUCGAACGCCACGGAACACGUACGGAAUCGGGUGGUUCCGGAGCACAACGACGCCAGAGUGAAGCAGUUUGUUCGUUUUGGCGGGUUUUUUCUCUUCUUCAAGAGCUAUUUUCGUUCCCUCGCACACACAACUGCGAAGGUGAUAAGAGACGGGGGGGGAGGAGGCCCUGGCUACACGGUUCGCGCGCACCAGCAAAACGCAACGGGGAAAACGGCGCGCUUUUUUCUGUCUAACGAUCUCCCACCACCCCUACAUCGCAGGACGGAAGCCACAACAUGAAUGACGUUGGCAUGAACAGUAAAACGGAGAACAUACUCCCGGCGGCACCGUCCGCCUGGGACCAGCUGACCAACCCCUCCCUGGCCGAACAGCAACACCCGCAGCACCAGCAGCAACAGGUGCCACCGCUCCACCAGCACCAGCAUCAUCCGGCCCAAUCGCCCCAAAUGCAAGCGUCCAGCCCGACCACCAUCAGCGCCCCGCUGCUAACGCCCACGAAAACUACGCCUCCCGACGUGGCGCACACCCCGUCCGGGGCCGCCCCCGGUGCCCCCGGUGCCAACUUCAACGAGGAGCUGGCGCCCGAGCUGACGCAGCAAGGCUGGCGGAAGUUUUGGUCCAAGCGUGAAGGGCGACCCUACUUCUGGAACAAGCUGACCGGCGAAUCGCUCUGGGAACCGCCCCAACUGAACCGUGGCCCCCCGCAGUUCGACCCGCUGACCGACCCGCUCGGCAUCUGCAGCACCAGCCCGCUGAACGGCCCACUGCCGAUGCACAACAGCACCGGCUACAACAACAAUUCCCAUCCCUCGCCCCACAACCACCACCACACGCUGAAACGACGUGCCUCGGAGGACGCAGCUCAGCAGCAGCCGCAGCAGCAGCAGCAUCACUCCGCCCAUCUCCCGCCCGGUGCCGGCAGUGUCGGUGGACCGCCACCCCUCAAGAAGUACGUCCUGCCCGGCCCGUGGGAUCUCGAGGUGCCGACGAACGUGCUGAUCUACGAGCGACUGCCCACGACCUUCCCGCAGCCCUACCCGGAGGUGGAAGCGUUGCGCGGUUCGCUCACGCUUCGGCUCGCCAAAACGUACGAGGAUCUGUGCAAUAAGCGGGAAUCGAUCGCGCCGCCGAAAGAUUCCUUCCAGCGCUGGCUGAUGGAGCGGCGCAUCAUCGACCAGGGCAUCGAUCCGCUGCUGCCCAGCCAGUGCACGCCCGAAAUCUCGCCCCAGAUGUAUCGCGAAAUCCUGCGCGACAUACCGAUCAAGAUCGUGAAGCCAAAGUUCACUGGCGACGCGCGCAAGCAGCUCUCCCGCUACUGUGACGCGGCGAAGAAGAUCGUCGAGCGGCGCGGCGCCAGCGAGGAGAGCAAAAAGAUCGUCAAGUGGAACGCGGACGAGGCGUACGAGUGGUUGCGGCGCACGGUCGGCGCCAGCUACGAGGACUUCCAGGACCGCCUCACGCAUCUGCAGCGCCAGUGCGAACCGCAUAUCAUCGCGACGGUGCGCGUCAGCGUGGAGCAGCUGUGCGCCAAGCUCUACCACCUGUCGAUGCAGCACGCGCGCAACAUACGCGAGCGGCACGCGCAAAUACUGAAGGAGCACGGCAUACCGGAGCUGUCCGCGCCGCUGCAGCCGCCCGUCACGCGCAAGGUCUGGUGCUAUCCGGUGCAGUUCGCGUUGCCUUCGCCCCGCAUGCCGCAGAUCGACUACAGCAACGAUCGCGACCACAUGGUGAUCAAGUACACGAACACGGCGGUGAUGGCGGCGCCGGACACGCACGUCGUAAACAUAUCGCACCUGCAGAAGCUCGAGCAGCUGUACCGGUACAACUGUUUCGACGACAAGAAGUUCGAUUUCUUCAUCGGCCGGGCGUACUGCAUGCUGAAGCGGUACGCCACCUUUCUCGGCAACAAUGCGAACCCGAACCAGCAGGAACCGGAGCUGACGCAGGCGGCCCUGCCGGCGGUAGUGUUCGAGUGUUUGCACCACCACUUUAACGUGACGUUCGAGUGCUUUGCCAGCCCGCUGAACUGCUACUUCCGCCAGUACUGUUCCGCGUUCGGCGAUACGGACUCGUUCUUCGGGUCGCGCGGCUCGUUUCUGGACUUUAAGCCGGUGUCGGGCUCGUUCCAGGUGAAUCCACCGUACUGCGAGGAGCUGAUCGAUGCGAGCCUGCAGCACAUCGACCGGCUGCUGACGGAUUCGGUCGAACCGUUGAGCUUCAUUGUGUUUCUGCAAGAGUGGAAGGAUCCGCCGCUAAAGUGUCUGUCCAAGAUCGAGGAUAGCCCGUACAAGCGCAAACAGGUGGUCGUGAUGGGUAUGGAGCACGAGUAUCGCCAUGGCCUGCAGCAUUGUAUACCAAAAUCGGAGGUGAACUUUAAAAGCAUCGUCGGCACGAUGGUGGUCUGGUUGCAGAAUGCGGCCGGGUACGCCCGAUGGGCCCCGACCGAGGCGCGCGUCGACGCCCUGCUGGAAGCGUUCCGUCCGGGGCGUGAGCGCGACCGGGACAAGGCAAUCGCCACCAGCACCGUACCUGUGCAGCCGAGCUGUUCGGCCACCGCCAGCUCACCGGAACCGGGCACGGCGGGGAACAGCGGCAGUGGUGCCGGCGAUCUGUCGUCCACCGGUCCGAGCAAGCCUUCGACGCCGGCCACCGUUUAGGACCGCGGAGAUAGGACCGCUCGUGUGGUUUAAACAGAGUAUAAGCAAGGAUGCGCAAGGUGUCGAAGUGGGUCGAAGUAAAAACCGGUUAAAACAACAAUAGCAAUCAGUAGCAAACGUGUACCACAUAGAAAACCCCACACCAACCGUACGCAAUGUAGGUUUUAAGCGAUCCAAUCGAGAGCGCCAAUAGAGAAAGACAUCCAUUAGCGGGGGUGGCGUACCUUUGAAGUGUACGCGCCACACCAAUGCUUCCUUCUUUAGUUGGUAAAAGCAAACAAAACAGACCAACCAAUACCUUCAACUUCAUAGCAAUCACGAUCCAGUUUGAUCCUGUUUAUUUGAUUUCAACGCACUUUGCGCUCUCGACGACCACGAGCAGAAAGGAUCCGGUGCGGUGCGGUGUGCAGUAAACACGCCUAGAAAGGUUUACAUGUAUAAAAGGAUUUACAUUUAUUUUCUAACUAGAACAAAAAAAAAGCCGCGAAUCACGUUGGUGGUAAGGAAAGGAAUUGGUAGCAUAAUUCCGACGGGUGGAAAAUUUGUGUCGUGAAGAAGGAAGGAGAAGGAAAAACAAAACCCGAGAUCUCUAUUGCCUCUACGUUGCUACGUUUUAGGCCGAUAGUAGUUGUCACCGAUUUGGGGCAUAGCUCCAGAUCGGGCCAUAUUCGAACGAAAGUAACGAUUUAUAUAUACACACACACACGCAUAUUAUGUAUGUACAGAUGAAAACGUAUGUUAUCUUAAAUUAAUUGCCUCUUCAAAUCGUUUCGCUGGUAUAACGACAGCACGGUAGGGAAAUAGCAACAACACACACACACACAAUUCCCAUAGUGUACAGGGAACACAUUCACAAACAGCAGCAAAAAGUUUUAAAAAAUCACUACACAAAAGGACUAUUUUGUCACUGAAAACCCUUUUGCAUGGUAGAAUUUCAAUGCAUAGUACAGAAAAGGUUCUUUCCCGUUCGAUUUAUUCGUUCGUUCGAUCGUUCGUUAGCUAAAUCUAAGAAUAGGAAUGUUUUAAAGGUUGGCCCCACCACCCCAUCCUAUGUAAAAUGUGUCCCCCCAGACCCUUCGUUUAUGAUUAAGGUGUAGGAAAACAACGGCCGCAGCCGCCGAUAGGUACAGUUAAAUGCAGAUUUAUAUAUUUAUUACACACACACAAACACACAAAAUACGUACGAUUGAGGGCUUGAGUUGCGUUUGAGCGUAAGAGAAAGCCCGCAAGGGCAACCACAUAUGGUAAGCUGUACGUAACUUCUCUCUGGGUCUUACCUUAUAUAUUGUUGUGUGCGAAGUGGAAAGCGGAAACAGUUGGCUAUACUGUGUAACGGUGGCAAUUUUAUUUUUAAAUUAAACGAUAAGAUUUAUUCAAAUAACAGUGAGAUUACGUAGCGUGCGCCCCCCCAGGUUUACGUUGGUUGGUAAAAAGCGCUUUUUCUUUUUCUUUCACGAUCGGAAAAAGAAAGAUCGAGCUUGCUGUAGGGAAGGUAGUUUGUAGCAUACCUUUCCAACCAUCAUACUUCGAGUUUUUAGACAGUUUACUAAAAGAGUGCAGAGCGGACGAUUAGUAGGUAGCAAUAAUGAGCGGUUCUUUCAGCGAUCAAUUCAGAUCGAGCGAGAUCAUCCUUCUUUUCCAACAAGCGUGUAGCGUGUAUUCGUCGUGUUUGUAUGUGUGUGUAUGUCUGAGGAUCAAGGUUAGAAGGAAAAGAAGAGGUCUUUAGUAACUUUGUUGUUCAACUAGUGGUUAAUACACACACUUUCCACACUUACAAAAAAAAUCCGCUGACGAUAUCGAAACACAGCGUCUCAGAGUAUACAGGAACCCGAAGAUGAUAAUACCCCCUCGAUACGUAACCCACUUAGAGGGUACGAUCGCGUGUCUAUUUAAGCGCACUCGGAUACAGUAAACAAACUUUAUUCUCAAAAAAAAACAUGUAGAAUUUUCUUUCUGUGUCACUGUGUUUGGCAUUACAUGAUCGACCAAGGGCGCACGGCACAAGUGAACGUCCACGCGUAUAUAUAUACACACACACAUAAAUUAUUAGUUCAAAAGCAACAAUGUACAAAUACAACAAAAGGCACUCUAUUCUUGUAGGGAAACUCCGGUAUCUCUCCCCCCCAUUCUUAGCUACAGGAAGGAGGAACAGAAACGCCGAGGACGAGGACGUAACAAUGCUUAUUACUCUAAUCAAAUCAGUUUUUAGAUCGGAAAUAUAAUGUUACAGAUUGAACCAAUAAAUAAGGAAAAAUUAUUUAAAACGUUAA
This is a messenger RNA of Anopheles arabiensis, 5499 nucleotides long. RefSeq names its product mRNA (2'-O-methyladenosine-N(6)-)-methyltransferase (gene Pcif1). The coding region runs from base 845 to 3229 and encodes 794 amino acids. Lineage: Eukaryota; Metazoa; Arthropoda; Insecta; Diptera; Culicidae. The record is from RefSeq and is a predicted model, not a curated record. The transcript has 4 exons. Gene Ontology annotation, molecular function: mRNA (2'-O-methyladenosine-N6-)-methyltransferase activity; RNA polymerase II C-terminal domain binding. Gene Ontology annotation, cellular component: nucleus.